This is a messenger RNA of Xenopus laevis (African clawed frog), 4370 nucleotides long. It is a transcript of the gene wdr19.L, whose product is annotated as WD repeat domain 19 L homeolog. NCBI's taxonomy places the organism in Eukaryota, Metazoa, Chordata, Amphibia, Anura, Pipidae. The transcript is spliced from 37 exons. Bases 102 to 4136 code for a protein of 1344 amino acids. Gene Ontology annotation, biological process: cilium organization; protein localization to membrane; cilium assembly. Gene Ontology annotation, cellular component: photoreceptor outer segment; motile cilium; intraciliary transport particle A. The record is from RefSeq and is a predicted model, not a curated record.
UGCACCGUUGUCAUGGAAUUAUGUGACGCUACGCGCCAGUUAGCGCAAAGGGUUGCUUUGGAGACGCGCAUGCGCAUAAAGAGUUGACGGGAGGCGAGAGGAUGAAGCGUGUAUUUUCGUUAACGGAAAAGAGCUUGCUGGGAUAUCCAAUCCAUUAUGCCUGGCAGAGGAAUUUAGGAAACUACAUUGCAGUUACAGGUGUUGACCAUACUGUUAAAAUAUAUGAUCGCCAUGGACAAAAGAAAGAUGAAAUUAAUUUACCUGGAGUGUGCUUUGCUUUGGACUGGGAUAAAGAUGGAAAUGCGCUGGCUAUGGUUGCUGAUAAAUCUAGCUCCAUUUACAUGUGGGAUCCCAAUACUUGCAAAACCAGCCAAUUAGACAGCGGUAUGAGAGAUCAGAUGUCUUUCUUACUGUGGUCAAAGGCUGGGUCAUUGCUAGCUGUUGGGACAUCCAAAGGAAGUUUGUUGAUUUAUAACCUCCAAACCUCUCGCAAAGUGCCUGUGCUUGGUAAGCACACAAAGCGGGUCACAUGCGGGUGCUGGAGCUCACAAAAUUUGCUAGCACUUGGCAGUGAGGACAAAAUGAUAACUGUAAGCAACCAGGAGGGAGACACAAUUCGACAGACCUCCGUGAGGAUGGAUCCCAGUGAUAUCCAGUUUUCAGUUAUGAAGACUGAUGAGCGAGCAUCAGCAGGCGAAAGCACAGUAAGUGUUGUUGUAGGGAGGAAAACCUUGUUUCUCUUCAACCUGAAUGAUCCAGAUAACCCUAUAGAACUGGCUUUCCAGCCUCGCUAUGGCACUAUUGUGUCCCACAAAUGGUACGGGGACGGAUAUAUCAUGAUUGGCUUCUCUCAUGGAUUCUUUGUUGUGAUCUCCACACACAUGCGUGAAAUUGGCCAAGAGUUAUUCCAGGCCCAUAACCACAAGGACAGCCUAACAAGCAUUGCCAUUUCACAGUCAUUGGGCAAAGCAGCUUCCUGUGGGGACAAUGUCAUCAAAAUCCAUGACUUGACUGAACUUAAAGAAAUGUAUGCCAUCAUAAACCUGGAUGAUGAAACUAAAGGUUUAGACACCCUUUCUUGGACGGAUGAUGGCCAGUUGUUAGCUGUAUCUACACAGAGAGGGUCCCUCAAUGUUUUCUUAACAAAACUUCCAGUUCUUGGGGAUACCUGUGGUACUAAAAUUGCAUAUCUCACCUCUCUGCUUGAGGUCACCGUGGCCAACAAUGUGGAUGGAGAGUUACCCAUAACAGUUUCUGUGGAAGUGGAACCCAAUUUUGUUGCGGUUGGGCAAUAUCAUUUAGCUGUUGGCAUGAACAACAGAGCUUGGUUCUAUGCACUUACACCAAAUGGUGUAGAAAAGCUGAUGGACAUGGAAUACCUGGGAUCAGUCGCCAACAUGUGCUUGAAUUCUGAUUAUGCUGCUGCACUUUUUGAGGGAAAAGUACAGCUUCAUGUGAUAGAGAAUAAAGAUGAGGAUGCUCAAGAAGAGAGGGAAACCAGACUUUUUCCAGCAUCCGAUGAUAAAUGCAGAAUUCUUUGCCAUGCUUUGACUGGAGAUUUCUUGAUUUAUGCAACAAAUACUGGGCUCAUUAAGUUUUUCUACUUGGAAGACUGGCAGUAUGUAAACGAAUACCGGCAUUCUGUAAGCAUACGGAAAAUCUUUCCUGAUGCCACUGGCACCACAUUGGUUUUGAUUGAUGAGAAAACGGAAGGCUUUGUGUACUGCCCGCUGAAUGAUAAUCUGUAUGAGAUUCCAAAUUUUUCCCCAACCAUUAAAGGAAUUUUAUGGGAAAACUGGAGAAUGGACAGGAGUGUCUUUGUUGCCUAUGAUGACGAUAAAUUGUACACUUACGUCUUUCAUAAGGACACCAUACAAGGAUCAAAGGUUAUUUUUGCUGGGGGAACCAAGCUACCAUUCUCACAUAAGCCAGUUCUUCUACACAAUGGAGACUUAACCUGUCAGACUCAGAGCGGCAAAUUAAACAACAUAAAUUUGAGCACCCAUAGCUUUCUUGGCAGUACAGGAGAUGCAGGGGCCACUGAGCUGAAACAAAUGUUGACCCAGGCUUUAAUGCUGCGAAGAUUUUCUGAUGCUUGGGACCUGUGCAAGACGUUAAAUGACCAGUUAGGUUGGAAUGAGCUGGCCAGAGCUUGUCUGCACCAUAUGGAAGUUGAGUUUGCAAUCCGAGUCUAUAGAACCAUUGGAAACGUGGGCAUGGUAAUGUCCCUUGAACAGAUUAAGGGCAUCGAAGAUCACAACCUUUUAGCUGGACAUCUUGCUAUGUUUGCCGGUGACUUCAACCUUGCUCAGGAUCUCUAUCUGGCAUCAGGUUCUCCUGCAGCUGCUUUAGAGAUGAGACGAGAUUUGCAGCAUUGGGACAGUGCCCUGCAGCUAGCUAAGCGCUUGGCUCCUGACCAGAUUCCAUUCAUUUCAAAGGAGUAUGCCAUGCAGCUGGAAUUCACGGGUGAUUAUGUAAAUGCACUUGCUCACUAUGAAAAAGGAAUUACAGGGGAUAACAAGUUUCAGGAACAUGAUGAAACGUGUCUGGCUGGAGUAGCUCGCAUGUCUAUUCGCAUGGGAGAUAUUCGCCGUGGGGUUAACCAAGCUCUCAAGCACCCCAGCAGAUCCCUGAAGAAAGACUGUGGAGCCAUUUUGGAAAGUAUGAAGCAACUGACAGAAGCAGCCCAGCUGUAUGAGAAGGGACAGUACUUUGACAAAGCAGCCUCUGUGUACAUUCGAUGCAAGAAUUGGGCAAAGGUUGGGGAAUUGCUUCCACACGUAUCAUCUCCUAAGAUCCACUUGCAGUAUGCAAAGGCAAAGGAGGCAGAUGGAAAGUAUAAAGAGGCUGUUUUUGCUUAUGAAAAUGCCAAAGACUGGGAUAAUGUAAUCCGUAUUUCCUUAGACCAUUUAAACAACCCUGAGAAAGCAGUGAGUAUAGUGAAAGAGACACAGUCGCUUGAAGGAGCCAAGAUGGUCGCCAGGUUCUUUCUGAGGCUUGGUGAUUAUGGUUCUGCUAUCCAGUUUUUAGUCCUGUCUAAAUGCAAUGAUGAGGCUUUUCAACUGGCACAACAGCACAACCAGAUGGAGAUUUAUGCUGAUAUUAUUGGAUCUGAAAACACCAGUAAUGAAGAUUAUCAGAGUAUUGCUUUAUACUUUGAGGGAGAGAAGAAGCAUUUCCAGGCUGGGAAAUUUUUUUUGCUAUGUGGACAAUAUCAGCGGGCUCUGCAGCACUUUAUAAAAUGUCCAAUAACAGAGGAUAAUCUGGCCAUUGAAAUGGCAAUAGAAACGGUUGGACGGGCAAAAGAUGACCUCCUGACCACUCAGCUCAUAGACUUUCUUAUGGGGGAGAAGGAUGGUAUGCCUAAGGAUGCCAAAUAUCUUUUCCGUUUGUACAUGGCACUUAAGCAAUACAGGGAGGCUGCCAGGACUGCAAUCAUUAUUGCCAGAGAAGAACAGUCAGCAGGGAAUUAUCGCAAUGCACACGAUGUGCUAUUCAGCAUGUACACUGAACUAAAAGCACAGAAAAUAAAAAUCCCAUCAGAAAUGGCCACCAACCUAAUGAUACUGCACAGCUAUAUUUUAGUCAAGAUCCAUGUUAAACGUGGCGACCACAUGAAAGGUGCUAGAAUGCUGAUUCGAGUUGCCAAUAAUAUUAGCAAAUUUCCUUCACACAUUGUACCAAUCCUCACCUCCACAGUGAUUGAGUGCCACAGGGCAGGGCUGAAGAAUUCUGCAUUUAGUUUUGCCGCCAUGCUCAUGAGGCCAGAGUACCGCAACAAAAUAGAUAUUAAGUACAAGAAAAAGAUUGAAGCAAUGGUGCGGCGUCAUGAUUCCACAGAGAUAGAAGAGGAAAACACCCCGUGUCCAUUUUGUAGUUUCCAACUUCCAGAAUGUGAACUUCUCUGCCCUGGCUGCAAGAAUAACCUCCCUUACUGUAUAGCAACUGGUCGGCACAUGGUUAAAGAGAACUGGUGCGUCUGUGCUCAUUGUGGAUUUUCAGCCCUGCACUCAGAGUUCAUAUCGCUGCUAGAAACGGAAACAACUUGUCCCAUGUGCUCAGAACCCUUGUCUGCCAACCAGCUGAAGAGAGUGGAGGAUUGUACCGAGUACCUCAAGCAGGAACAGGAGGAAUAAUACUCUAUUGCUUCUUGUGCUUCGAGUACAGGCCGGGCUGCUAUAAGAAAUAUUCACAGAUUAUUUUUUAAAGAGGAGUUGAGAAAAAAGGAAAAUGUAAAUAUAUUUUCAGAUAAAGGGAUUUUUGUAAACAAGUUUAUUAUAAAUGAAUGGUUUAAAUACUGAAUGUUAAAUUUACGUUUAUUUGCUUUGGUUUGUGUUUCACAAAAAUGCAUUAAAAUCUCUUGGGAUAAA